Bradysia coprophila is the source of this 3048-nucleotide messenger RNA. RefSeq names its product multidrug resistance protein homolog 65-like. NCBI's taxonomy places the organism in Eukaryota, Metazoa, Arthropoda, Insecta, Diptera, Sciaridae. Gene Ontology annotation, molecular function: ABC-type oligopeptide transporter activity; ATP binding; ATP hydrolysis activity. Gene Ontology annotation, biological process: oligopeptide export from mitochondrion. Gene Ontology annotation, cellular component: mitochondrial inner membrane. The record is from RefSeq and is a predicted model, not a curated record.
AAAAUGAUUUUUCAAACGAGAACAAAGAUGACGCACCAACCAUCAGCUACUUUCGACUGUAUCGAUUCGCUACGUCCGUCGAAUUUUUCCUAAUAUUCCUAGGCGUUGUUUUCACCACCCUCAAAUCGUUUGGAAUGCCAUUGAUGAUCAUAGCGUACGGGGAAUUCACAACGUUACUCGUAGCCCGUACUUACCAGAAUGGAACCAGUUCAAACACGAUACUACUGCAGUUGUUCGGUGGCGGAAGAGUUCUUACCAAGGGAACGGUCGAAGAGAAUCGCUUUGCCAUUAUCGAGGAUUCGAUAGCUUACGGCAUACUGAUGACAACAGUUUCAGUCUUCCAGUUUGUUAUGGGCAUAUUUUCCGUCGAUUUGUUCAACUACACUGCCAUAAAACAGAUCACUCGAAUCCGGAUAAAAUACUUUAGUUCAAUGAUCCGACAAGAGGUUGGUUGGUUCGACUGUGCGUCGUCCGAGUCAAAUGUAGCGGUCAGAAUAUCGGAAGACAUUGAAAAGAUCCGCGAAGGCAUCGCCGAAAAAGUCAGCCACUUCCUAUGUUUAAUGAUCGGAUUCGUGAUUUGUGUGGCGCUUUCAUUUUCGUACGGCUGGAAACUGACUUUAGUCGUCAUUGGCUACGUGCCGAUUCUUCUCAUAUCCAAUAUGAUCAUAGCACGGUUCCAAUCGAUUCUAUCUGCCCAAGAGUCAAACGCGUAUGCGGCUGCGAGCUCUGUGUCGGGGGAAGUUUUAGGUGGCAUAAGGACAGUCGUUGCAUCUUGUGGGGAAAAGAAGGAAUCCGAGAGAUAUAAUAAAUUGUUGAUAUCAGCACAACGAUUCGGAAUUCGCAAAGGAUUGGCAUCCGGAAUUGGUGAGGGAAUCAUGCGUUUCAUGUUUUACGCUAUGAAUUCGUUGGUAUAUUGGUACGGAGUGUCAUUGGUGUUGGCUGACCGGCACGAAAUUGAAAAGGAGUACACGCCGGAGACCUUGAUGAUCACAUGUUUCGGGUUGAUUGCUGGAGCGGAAAAUAUAUCCAGAAGUGCGCCAUUUUUGGAAUGUUUCGCUAUGGCACGUGGAGCGGCCGCCACCAUUUUCAAAGUCAUUGACCGAAAAUCGAACAUCGACCCAAUGUCCGGCGACGGAAAGAUGAUCAAUUAUGGUGUCAAAGGAGACAUCGAAUUUCAGGACGUCGGAUUCCAUUACCCAUCCCGUACGGAUGUGCAAAUUUUGGAUCAUCUGAGCGCCAAGUUUACAAGCGGUCAAACUGUUGCAUUGGUCGGUAGCAGCGGAAACGGAAAGUCGACGUGCUUGCAAUUAUUGCAACGAUUUUAUGAUCCGACGUUCGGUCGAGUUCUGAUCGAUGGUCAGGACAUUCGAAGUUUCAACAUUUCAUGGCUGCGUUCGAAGAUGGCGUUCGUCGGCCAAGAGCCGGUACUGUUUGCAACGACUAUUGAGGAAAACAUUCGUUAUGGAAAGCCGGAUGCAAGCAGAAAAGAAAUCGAAGAAUCAGCCAAAAUGUCCGGGGCACACGACUUUAUCGUGAAACUGCAAGAUGGCUAUCAAACCUUAGUGGGAGAAAGAGGAUGUCAACUGUCCGGUGGUCAAAGGCAACGCAUUGCCAUUUCCCGAGCAUUGAUACAGAAUCCGACCAUUCUGCUGCUCGACGAAUCAACAUCAGCAUUGGAUACAGAUACUGAACGGCUGGUGCAGGACGCAUUGGACAAGGCAAGCAAAGGACGAACAACAAUCGUCGUGUCUCACAGGCUGUCGGCUAUCCGGAAUGCAGAUCGAAUAUUGUUCAUUGAGAAGGGCAAAAUAGUUGAAGAUGGAACGCACGACGAAUUGAUUAAAUUGCAAGGAUCCUACUACAAUAUGAUGCGCUCGAAUAACAUGGACAGCGACAGCAUUGGUAAAUUGGUCCAAGAGCAAACCUUUGCUGAAAGUCAACCAAUUCAAGACAACCAAACCGCAGUAACUAUCGAAGUACUCAAAAAGGAACCGGAGCGUGUCAACUACGGAGCCGUUUUUCUACGAAUUUUACUGAUCGCUAGACCGGAAUGGUUUUCCCUUUUCCUUGCAUUCAUAUGUGCUCUUAUAAUCGGUGCUUCCAUACCGGCGUAUUCUAUUCUAUUCGGAGAGUUUUACGGAGUACUGGUCAUCUUUGAUGCGGACGAAGCCACUGCAGCGGCAAAUUCACUUUGUGUGGCGUUUUUGGUACUCGGAAUUUUAAUUGGUGUUGCGACAGUCAUCCAAACAUAUUUGUUCAACAAUGCUGGGGUACAUCUGACCACAAGAAUUCGGGCACGAGUCUUCGGUGCAAUGAUCAGACAAGACAUGGCCUGGUUCGACGAUUCGAAUAACUCUGUUGGUGCACUAUCAGUACGAUUGACUAGCGAUGCCGCGACCGUACAAAAGGCCAUCGGCUAUCCCUUGAGCGGUAUGAUUCAGUCGGUUGCAACGUUCGUUUUUGGUGUCAGCGUUGCAUUUGCUUACAUCUGGAAAAUGGCACUGGUUAUCCUUCCCACCGCUCCGCUGGUCAUUUUUUCCGUUCUCUUCGAAGGAAAAUACAUGGCCAACACAGCAGAGGUGGAAAGGAGGGGAAUCGAAGAGAUUGCGAAACUAGCCACCGAGGCAAUAUCGAACAUUCGAACGGUGGCCAGUCUGCGACAGGAACCACAUAUUAUAGCGCGAUACUGCACACAAAUGGCAAAAGUGGAACGAACAAUUCGCAGGAAGCUUUCAAUGCGUGGAUUUCUCAAUUCGCUGGUACAAUCGAUUCCUUUCUUCGGAUUUUCACUUGCUCUUUACUACGGCGGUCUGUUGGUCGCCAAUGAAGGCGUUCAUCUCAAAAAUAUCAUCAAAGUGUCUCAAACUUUACUGUUCGGGACUAUGAUGUUGGGUCAAACGGUAUCAUUUGCUCCGGCUUUCACUGCAGCGUUCGCUGCUGGACAUCGACUGCUCCAAAUCAGUAAACGGGAAACGAAAAUUACAUAUGCAACACAAAGGGUCUAUUCACACUAAUACAAAUACGUGUGUCGUACUAUCCAAUGAUUAU